This is a messenger RNA of Penicillium daleae, 435 nucleotides long. RefSeq lists its product as uncharacterized. The record is from RefSeq and is a predicted model, not a curated record. Lineage: Eukaryota; Fungi; Ascomycota; Eurotiomycetes; Eurotiales; Aspergillaceae. The transcript has a single exon. The coding region runs from base 1 to 435 and encodes 144 amino acids.
AUGCUUCUAGAAUGCCUAGCCAACCCAAGCAUUACGUCCAUUGUGGCCUUGUCCCGCCGCGAACUUGACAUCACCAAUAGCAAGCUUGACGUGUAUAUCAUGAAGGAUGAAGAUUUUCUUCACUACUCGGACUCUUCGUUAACGGAAAAACUGAAAGGCGCAAAAGCGUAUAUUUGGUCGCUAGGGAUCACACUUUCAAAAGGAACGGGUAACCCGAGAGAUCGUGUCAUUUCCAUCGAUUACACAGCUGCUGCAGCGGCGGCAUUUCAGAAUGCCUUCCUUUCGGGUUCCAGCGCUUCGCGUGCACCAGGAGACAAGUUCCGGUUUGUCUACAUUAGCGGCUCCGGUGUUGAACGGGAUCAAGAGAGGCCGGGUAAGGCCCCGCGAAAGCGAAACGAGACCUCCGAUGUCCCAUUCUCAAUGACACUCCACUAA